Messenger RNA from Symbiodinium sp. CCMP2456, 8143 nucleotides. The record is from the annotation of a GenBank genome assembly. Lineage: Eukaryota; Dinophyceae; Suessiales; Symbiodiniaceae.
AUGUUUGGCAAACUCUUUGGCAAGUCAACACCCGCAGCUCCCCCCGCCCCCCCAGCGCCGCCUUUAGCACCGGACGAUCCGCCGCUGCCUCCGCCAGCAGCUCCUCCACCACCUGGACCGAAUGCACCCACAAUUCCGAAAAAUCAAGCCCCAGCUCCAACCGCUGUGUUUGAGGUGGUUGGAGCUCCAAAAGAGCCGCCAAAACCACCACCAACCACCCCUCCAGACGGUACGGACCACUCACCACAGCCCCCUCCAGCUCCUCCAGCGAAAGCUGUGCAGAAAGCCUCCUCUUGGUUCGGAUCCUUCUUCGGCUCGAAGGCUCCAAAAGCACCUAGUCCACCACCACUUCCUUCGGUGCCCCCACCUCCUGGCGACGCGCAAGUAUCUGCACCUGAGUCCAAAGCAGCGGGACCUGCUCCACCCACACUUCCAGCCCCGGCACCAGCAUCCAUCUCCACUUUGCCACCUGGCUCUCAGCACGCACCUGCAGCCCCUGCAGCCCCUGCAGCUCCUGCCGCUCCUGCCCCUGCUCCAGUCCCCACAUCGGUCCCAACAAUUCCUGCACCCGCCCCAGUACCUGGCCCCAGUGCUGCAGCUCCAGCUGCGACGCCCAGCUUGCCGCCAGUGGUGACCCGGCCUGCCCCCGAGCGCCUGCCGCCGCCCACCACGCAACCAUCCCAACUCCAAGUGCAGCCGCCCCCACGGCCAGGGCAAGCGCAAGACCCCAGCCAAGCUCAGGUUGCGCCUUUACCAGCACCGGCAGCUCCUCCACUGAGCACACUCGCGCCACCUAGCCGGCAAGCCCAAGUGCUUCCUCGGCGGCCACCCGAAAUUCGACCGGUGGACCUCGAGGAAGCAUGGCAGAGUUGGCUUUCUUUGAAGCAGGAUCGCCGUUGCUUGGGUCCAACACCACCGGCUCAUGGAGCCAUGGGCCACGAAGAGUCCAGACUCUAUGUCCUGCGAAUGACUGCCGUGGGGGAGAUUGAGGUCCCAAUCGCUGCCAACGGUACUUUGCAGAAGGCGGCACUCGCCCGCUUGGCACGUGCUGCGGAGGAAGAGAUGCCGCAGGCGCUGUCAUUGCAGAUCCGGCUCUCACUUCUGUACACCCCUCUGGGCGGGAGGCCGGAACUCUACGGCUAUAGCUUCUCGUGUUCUCGGCUGCGGGUUCAGCGGGUCCAGAGCCGUUUGGCAAGCAACGCCAGUGAGGGCAUGGUCGUGGUUCAUGCUAUCGCAGAGCCACCGUCUCUUUUCUUUUUCAGAUCUGCCGUCGCCAGCAAAGAAGUGCAAGUUCUGGCUGAAGUGUUGGCCUUCGAGGAUGCUCCCAAGAAGCCAGCAGUUGGAUCGACAGUCCCAGCAAGCAGGAUCUGGAAGCUCGCAGUACCAGUCGCAAAGGCAAAGCCGCAGCCCAAGGCCCAGGCGAGGGCCAAAGCCAAGUCAGGAUACGGUUCCUCCACUGCGAACCCCGAGCAAUCACAAACUCAGACAGACCAGCCCUUCAAACCUUUGGGACCUUCGCCCGGGGGGAGAGCAGAGUCUGCCUGGCCCCUUUCCGGUGGAACCUAUCCGGCGCCACUCUAUGCGGAUCCGCCUCCUGAGUGCGUACUGGCCUGGGCGUUGCUCCGCUUCGACUUGGCCACCGAGUCGCGCAGCCCCUUGAAGGCCGAGCUGCGACCGGGGAAGCUUCGCGAGCACUUGGCGAAGAACGUUCCAGGGAAGAGCACUGCUGCCGCAGAGGCAGAGUUAAGCCGCCUUUUUGCGGCAACAUUCAAGGCGAAGCAGCCGCCCUUGCUGGAGUGUGAUGUUCAGGUGAUCCCUUUGGAUGAUGCACCUCGUCGCUUGUUACCACAUGACUUUCCUGCAGUGACAGAAUCUCAACGCAUGGGCGGACUCGAAGUCAUCGAGGAUGUGUCCGGGCUGCAGAUCGAGGGAGCUCUCAGUGCCAAUGCUCUUGACCCCGACGUGACUGUCAGAGGGCUUCUGGUGACUCUGCCGGAUGCCGGCUGGAUGGAGAGCUUCCUCAGGUCGGUCCCACAGCCGCCGCAGAUGGCCGGUGUGCCUACCAGCGUAGCUUGGGAGCUGCAGGAACUUCACGUCUUGGUCGGUUCUCACAACACGCUGCGAUGGCUAGACGAACCGCUGCGAGGUCUCACAGCAGGCAUGGCUGCACACUAUCCUUUGGAUGACACGGGCCACACGUGGCGGCUGAAGCUUGACAAGCUGGAGGACGGCCAGCGGUUCUGGUUUGGUGGUGAGGUUCCCGUGGAAUUUGUGUGCCACCCCGACUGCGCGCUUAUCGUGGAACUCGUGGCCGUGCUCCGCGCACCUGGUGCGGCUGCACCACCUGUGCAGACCACACAGGCCGCGGCGACACCGCUUCUGGCCGACCCCGGACAACCCCAGGAUCUACUGCAGAAACAGACACUGGGAUGGUUGCUUCUGCUCCCGUUCUACCAAACGACGAGUGAGGGGCUGCUGAAAGCGGCCGCAGUGUCUGGUGAACGUCCCUGUUUGGCCUUCGAUGUGCAGUUUUUCGGGGGGCCGGGCUUGUCCAUGCUUGCCGAGGAGGCAGUUCCACCGUCCCUGGCACACCAAGUGUUCUGCCAGCAGGAUUUCAUGCAGCUUUCAGCUUUGUGGCGACCGCCUGAUACAGUCACAGCCUCGCGGACGCCAUCAGACGCCUCUAAUGCCUCCUACGAAUGCUUUGGCAACUUGGUUCCACCUGCGUUGAGGGAACCGCCGCCCAAGCCAAUGCCGUCGGUCUCGCCACAGACGGCACUGGCGGUGCCAGCUGCACAGGGUCUUCCUUACACACCUCCGCAGUUGGCUCCAACUCAGCCAGCAAGUGCUCUGCCAGUGCCUGUGCAGGUGCCAGGGCAAGCCAAGGGCCUGGCUGUUUAUCAGCCAGCUCUGGCACCUGCUUCGAUGGUGGUCCCAGCACCUGCACCAGCACCAGCACCCGUGGUGGAGAAGAUCUACCUGCGAGAUCAGGCGGUGCAGAGCGAUCCACCAGCGAUUCAAGGUGUCGACGACAACUUCAUCGGUGAUGCCAAGCCCAAAGCAUCCUCCGUGGCCACUGAAACCGCCCCUCCCGCCCGGCCACUCAGCGCCGUGGACAAGGCCAACCUGCUGCAAGGCACCGGCGGUGCUGGAUUCAAGCCGCCCGGGCCAUCCGUGCCCGCAGGUGAGAGUGUGCCUCCCAAGCGUGAGCUCCGCUGGAAAUUCGAGGAUGAGGACAUGCUUCAAGCAGACGAAAUGUCCUUGGAGCUCCUCACGCUGCGCAGCUUCAUGCCCACAGACGGGGAGCGAAUCUACUUCCAGUUGCGCUUUUUCCAGUUUCCACCGGUGAGGACGGUACCAGCAGCAUUGUCUGGCAAGCCAGGGGAAGCCUGCCUCUUGCGAAGUGCCGUCACCAACGAGCGGCUUGCCAUGGUCUUUCACAUGGACGGCUAUGUGAACGGCUCGGUGGCCACUUCCGCAGCAUCCGUGCAUCGUCACUUGGUGAAUUAUCUCAGUGCCCGCAGUGCGGACAUCGAGAUUUGGAGCGCCGAAUCUGGCAUGCAUAUCGGGUCGACAUCAGUACCUCUUGAGAUGUUGGUCAGGCAAGGACAUCAAGUUGCGAAGGUGGAGGCUGAAUACGCGGUUCUGGAGCCUUUGUCAGGCGAGCCCAAGGGAACGCUGCGGAUGCUACUGGUAAAUCGUGGCCGCACACCCACUCCGUACCAGCACUUAAACUCCAACAACCUCCCUUCACCACCUCCAGACGACAAAGGCCCUCAGCCACCCCCUGCACCUUCUCCUCCUCGUGGAAGGACCCGCCACAAAGUGUCAGCUCUGAUCGAGCCUGGUUCAGAGCUUCAUGGUGCACAAAACCUUACAGGCCAGGCCACCGUGGCUGAAGAGCUCAGCCAGCGGAAGCACGAGAGGCUAAAGCAGCUGCGCAUGCUUCGCAAAUCAGAUAUGCAAGCAGAUCCUUUUUCCAACCACUCUGUGCUUCUGGCGGCAGCAGAGUCUGCCCGACAGGAGCGCAAGAAACAAGAGGUUGCGAGAAGGAUGGACCGCUUCAACACGACACAGCAGUCUCUCACCGCGAGUUUUGCUACUCCUUCAUAUUUCUCAGUGGACUUCACCAAUCCGUAUGGGCAGCAGGCAGUCUUCUCGGUCCUGGUGACUGGGGAGAAGCCGCGAGCACCGGAAGUCUUGCCUGCCGUGCCCCCACAGCAGCCGCUACAGGGCGUUCUCAUGGAGAUGCCCGAGCAGGCCUUGAUGCUGGUCAAAGACCCAGAGGAAAGCAUCAGCAACUUGAUCGCAGUUACAUGCAUUUACCUCUAUCCGCAGAGCGCCGAGCGGGCCGAGGCUCCUCCUAGCGGCCUCCGCUUGGCCGAUGUGGCCGCGGUGGUGGCAGGGCCAAGCAGAAAGGAUUUCCGGGUAGAGGUGGCUUUGGAUCAUGGUCCCGUGAUGCGAUGCGUGGAGGUGUCGGUUGUUUCCCAGCCCACCUCAAUCGACCGGACGGUGCGCUUCUUCGAGGCUGAGGGCACCGCGGCCGAGAAGGCGAGACUCCUGAAACCGCCUCGCUUUGCUGGACCGGUGCAAGCUGCAAGGCAGUGGCACUGCCGCCGUCACCGGACCCGCUUGGAUUCCAAGCAAGAUGCACUGUCUGUGGCUUUGGGGCACUGGCGGUCCGAGGUUCAUGUGCAGCGGAAGGAACAGGAUGAGGUCUCCUUGCGCUUCAUCGCUCCUCAAUCACCCAACGUGUUGUCCUUCUUCCUGGUCUUUUACGCGGAUCCGCAUUUUAGCCAAGUUGCCUUGGCCUCCUUUGAGAGUCUGAGUUCGCCUCCGGUCAUUGCCAAUUUCCUGCUUAGGCUAUGUCGAGAUGUCAGUACCAGGCCCUACCCGGCAGAAUCCCGCAACCGCAUCAAUGAGGUGGAUCCGCGCUAUGGGGUGAAGUUCACAGUUCUGAUCACGUCCAUGCAGGUUGGAAGUCGCGCCUGCCGCUUGCAUGCUGUUGAUCCUGCGAUGCGGCGACUCGUUGCUGCACUCCUUGUCGUGGUCGCAGCAGAUCCUCCAGAAGUCAAGAUGGUGCACAGCAUCACUCUGCCCGUCCUAACCGCCGUCCGCAAGCGCCUCCUUUACAAGAACGAGGCAGUCCGGCCAAUCAAGUACAUCGUGCGAUGUUCCGAACCAGCCCUGGUGACAGUGCAGUCCCCAGAGCUGGUCAUCAAUUCACUGGACACGCGAUGCAUCGAACUCUUGUUUCAUGCCGUUCCUGCUACGCUGUCCUACAAUGCGGCCCAUGCACUGGUGACCGCAGCGCGAGGCUCCAGGCAGAUGCUGAGCAGUAAUUCGCUGGCGGCAUCGCUAGGUGCGGACUAUGCUGCGCCGCACACGCGAUCUACACCGCCCGGACCACCUCCACCGCAGUUCCCGCGGGCCCCGGCGGCGCCGCCCAGCUAUGGCACCCGAGCAGCGAGCACGGGCUUGCCAAGAAGACCGCUUAGAGCACCGGCCGGUGGGCGACAGAUGUCCGCUAAAACGACAGGGCGCAGGCGGCUGCUACCCAAGAUCAACCGAAGUGAUCCUCUUGCGGAUCCUCCAGCUCUGACGGAGUUCGAUCUGCAGGCCGGCCUUUUGGAUCUCGCCGCUCGUGGCUUCAUCCCUCCGGCAGCGGACCUGACGCCGGCGAUGGAGCGAGGCAUGCCGUGCCUCAUGCAGCGGCCGGCUUUGGUCUACGACCAGGCGCUGAAGGGGGAGCGGCAUGACCUCAGAGCCGAGGACCUGGCCAAGGUGAGGCUGGAUCUGCGAGAACAUGUCCUUCGGACUCUGGGGCCUCCAGAGGAUCCACCCAGCUCAGAGUUUUCACAGGCCCGUACUUCCCAGUUACCGCCUCUGCCCGCGCUUCCCGCCCCGCCUCAACCGGCGCCUGGAUCUGUGGCAGAGGCUUACGGAACUUUCUGUACCGAGCUGCUGGAUGCAGCCGGAGACGACUCUGCAGUUCUGGAGGCUGUCUCAGCAUUGCCUGCCGGUCCAACGAAGGCCGAAAUCCAGGAUGCAGCAGCAUCACUUAUAGCAGCGGCGUGGCGCAUGGCAGCACAGCGAAGGAGGUAUCUGGAGCUGCGGACCACGCACAGGGCAGCUCGUUGCAUUCAAUCUGGCUGGCACACCUGCUUGGUGAGAAGCGCCACUCGGCAAGAGCUGAUGCGGCGUGAGGAGGAGGAGCGAAAGCUGCAAACAAUGAUGAUGUAUCAGAUUGGUCAGGACUGGUUUCAGGCGAAAGCAAUGCGCCGGGUCGAGGUUCACAUCUGCUCCUUGAGCAUCUCAGAGCAUCGACGCCGGCGCAUGGAUGGCUACCAGGUCAUGCAAGCUGCCCAGAUCGCUCGCAUCUUCCGCCUGGCAGAUGCCAAACGGGAUAUCAUCUUAGUGGCUCCAAAGCACAUUCACGAGGAUGUGCUGGACUAUUACUCCAAGAUCAUGCAGUUUAGGGGCAUACAGAAUCCUCCUGGUCGAUUUCAGGUCGUGGUACCGGAAAACAUCGACCUUAAGGACAAGAUGUCUCUUACACAGGCCCUCCUGUGUUCGCCGAAGGCGCUGAAGCGUGUCCGAAGACUGGUCAGCAACCGCAUGGCGAUGCUGAUUCCGGAAGCGGUCACUCAUGUCGAGGCGAAGCUCAGUUGUGCUCUGAGGCUGCCUCUUAUAGGCCCCAGCUCGAGGAACAUGUCGCUCCUGGCAUCGAAGUCCAAUGCCAAGAAGCUGAUCCAGCUGGCCCAGCUGCCAGUGGGGCCGUGGGCGGUGGAUAUCUACGAUGAGGAUGAAUUCUUCACCUGCCUUGCUGGGCUCGUGAUCAAGCACCCAAAGGUGCGGACGUGGCUUUUCAAGAUCGACGACGAGAGGGGCUCCAGGGGCACAGCCUACAUCGACCUCCACAAGCUGCACCAGGUCCAGCAGAGCGUCAACGCUUCGGCACCGGCGCUUCUAGGUCAAGGCCCUGAUGGUUUGGGUGCCACGGCUGCCGAGGACGAGGAGCCUGCCAUUAUCGGUGCCGAUGCCACUGAGGUUCGUGCCACGCUGCAGCAUCACGUGCCGAAGAGGGCUGUCCUUUGUCAUCGGCAGGUGUACGGAGACUUCGCCUCAUGGCUAGCAGAAGCUUGCCAUAUUGGCUGCGUCAUUCAGGCUGCGCCUGAGAACAUGAUCUCCCAGACCAGCGUGCAUUUCCAAGUUGCGCCAGAUGGCGCUAUUGACAUCCUCGGUACAUCGGAGGCUGUUAUGAGCACCCCCUUCGUGCGAGCUGCCUCCUGGUACCCGCACUCACGAGGAAGCUUUGAGGUUCUUCAGGAAGUGGGCUAUCGACUCGGCCGCUGCCUGGCAGCCAAGGGCUUCAUGGGCUUUGCAUCGGCUGAUGUGGUGUUCUUUGACAACCCAGAGUUUGAUGCCAACGAGCUCGUGUCGGAGCCUCGCGAGUCGACGCCUGCAAUCAUCGGCAGCGACACGCCAGUGAACCCGGAGGACCUGAUGUUUGGCAACCUCCGGUCACCGUCGCCUGACAUAAGCAUGGAGAACGGCGACUUUCGCCCGUCGGCAGACAGCUUGCCUGAAAGUAGGCAGGCAGAUUACAAUGCUGCGCUUCAGGUUCACGAGGAACAGUUGAAGCGGGAGAACCAGUCCUUCGAUCCUGUGAGCCUCAUGCUGGGCGGGCCCGAGCAGGGUGCUGGCUCGACGUUGAGCCCUUUCGCUUGCUGGGUGGUCGAUGUGGACGCGCGCCUGACGGACGAGGCUGCGAUGCUCUUCCCGCUGAAGUUCAUCGCCCAGGUCAAGCAGGAUCCCAUGCACGGGCUCAUGCUGUCGGAGGCGCAGGAUUCGGAUUUCAAGGCUCAUCAGGAGCUUACGGAGGAGGAAAGAAUCCUGCGCUCUCAACGCUGGGCAAUGGUGAACUGCGUUGCGUUGGCCCCACAGCUGGAAAAGAUGAGUCACCAGGUGCUGUUUCAGGCAGCGAAGAUGCGCGGCGUUUCCUUCGACCUGUUCCACAACGUCGGGUGUGUCUUCACGUUCCUUGAUGUGGUACACAAGUUAUUCUCUUUGAUGGUGGUCGACAAGACACCGGAACAAUGUGCAAAGAAGAUGUCUGCAUCUCUUGCGGCGAUUGCAGAAG